Physcomitrium patens is the source of this 3467-nucleotide messenger RNA. Lineage: Eukaryota; Viridiplantae; Streptophyta; Bryopsida; Funariales; Funariaceae. The record is from RefSeq and is a predicted model, not a curated record.
GUCUCGAAAGUGACUCUUUCCCAUCUCACCUAACGCGAGUUGUUUAUUUUACAUCAAGACUUUAUUGCAAGCAAUCGUUUCGACGUAAAAGCUAUCGACAGACUCUGUUAAUUUCCUUCAAAAUCGUAGCUAUUUGGUGGCUUGGAGCGAGUGGCCUUUGUGCAAUUGACGUAUCCUUAUCAAGGAGACAUUAGACUUUACGUGCGCGAAGUCUCCAUCUGCUCUGCGCAGGUGCCAUUAGUUUUUAAAGAGUUGCUUAUCCAGUUCCACCUCCUCUCUGAGGUAAAACAGUGAUCUGCGGCUCUACGCUUUCUCGUCUUUUCCAGACUGUGGCACCUCGGGGGUUGCGACUUGCACAUGAGAACAGUAGAAACCGUAGGGUUUAUUCUCCUCCAUCAGUACGUAAGACGCACAAGUGCUCCUCAUUGCUUAUUCAGGGAUUCGGCUGACAGUUGCUGCUAGAAUAUUCAUUUUUCUCUCAACAAUUCAGAGGUUUCCAAAAGUUCGCUGCUUCUGACUCAAUUGGGAGACAAAGCUGCGAUUAUUUCGAACAGUUCCUAGCCUGGCGAUUUUAGACCAUUUUCUCUGGCCUUGGAAUUCAAUAGUUACUUUUCCGCGUUGAGCGACCAAGGGAAUCCAUAUUUGAGGUACUUUACACAAGAGUGAAUGCACUCUUAGCUUGUGAUUUGAUGAACAUCUGAGAAUUACUCAUCACCUACUCAUCCUUGUAACUCUUGAAAACUCGAAUCUAUUUUCGAGGUUCUACAGAUCGAAUUCAUAGAGCCAGAUCGGACUGUUAUUGGUAGCUGAUUCGCAGUGAUGACUUGGUUUACAAGUGAACAGUUGAAAUUGUCUUCCUUCGGUCCCCUUCGAGUCAUUUUGACCUCCACUUACGUGUUCACGUAGCUCGCGUUGCCGUGCAGUUAUAACAGCUGAAUGCCAAACCAGAAUCCUUCCAUUAGAAGGAUUGAAAUAACAAUUACAGGGCACACCUUGUAGCAGCAUAAAGCUACAGAAAAUGAAUAAUUAUACUGAUCACGAACCAUAGCAUCUAGCAGCAUUUGGCACUUCGAUUUUGUUAGUAAAAAUCUUGUCGCAUAUCAAACGAUAUUAUCGGUUUACAGUUGACUGUCAAGGCAGCAAAAAAAGAGGUUACAACUGUUGAUCAAACAUGAAACCUCGUGAAACUCCUCUCGUACCUUCAAUCUCUAGAUAAUUCUUGUCCUGGAACGCUAAUGUUGAUUUCACUACUGAAAGCGUAGUGAGAGAAGGAUCCUCCAAUCGGUAAAGCCUGCGGAAGAUGCAGUGAUACUCUUAACCAAACCACCGUGUAACUUGCGUGAUUUGACCUACCAUUGUUUUCAAGUCACACUAACGACGCAGAUCAAAAAUUCUAGUUGUAGGCAGGAGAUUUGAAACGUGGGUACUCAGUUUCGAGAUGGUCAAGAACUGGAUUAUAGAUAAUCACUUCUGCGAGUGUAGUUUCGUUGUACUACUAGUAUGUAUGUUCUGGCAUUGACCUGCGUCAUUUGUAACGGAUAUCUUCAGUCCGCUGAGCACAAUUUGUAUGCAUCUCCAUCAUUGCCUUCUGAGGUUGCCUGAAAAUGCUAAACGUGGUACCGGACUUAACAUUUGACAGAAAAGUAAGCCAGUGUCAUGGACUACCCCGACGUUGUUGAAUUCUCAACGUCAAAAACUUUCUGGAACUCCGAGGAUGCCCUCCUUGAUUCCUUCUACAAACCUCUAGCCUCCACAAUGGCUUCGAUGGAAGGCUCGUGCUGUUCAACGUUACUAUUCCCAUCAACUAGCUCGACAUGCGACAAUGGAGGCAAUAAUAAAGUGUUUAAAAGACCGUAUCAACAGACCAUCCUUGACGAGAAAUUUGAAGGUGGCGCGGAAUCAAGAGGAAUAUCUGAGUCAUGCUGUGCGAAUGCUUCAGCUGGUAGUGUGGUCGACACUUCUCAAUGUUCGUGGAUUUCGGGGUCGCCACUAUUUCAUGGCGCUGAAGGGGUGAGAUCGGAAAACUGCUGUGGAAAACCCUAGUGCUUUUGCAGAAGAUCAAUCUGCUUGCUUCCAUCUAUAAAACUUGUCCAUGUAACCUGUCUUCUUGAUUCUGAGGUCGUCACGAACUCAUAUGCGUCGACUAGUUUCCAGUUUAGCUGCUCAAUAUCAAUUUGAAAAAACGUUGGAACUUCACAGAGCCAUUAGUCAUGAUUUUUAUGAUACUUGAAAUCACCGACUCAUAUAUGCACAGAAGCAUAAGGCACUGAAUGCGGUAAUCAUUGAGAAGUUCUUCAGAUUAUUAGAUGUUUUAUUUUCUAAAUCAAGUUUCUUCUAAUUGUGCACGUUGGCUCUUGCCAGAUGCAGUUUUGCGAGAUUUUUGACAACGCCGGUCUUAGGGUUCAAUUCCAUCACCGUGACGUUAGUCAUACACAAGACCAACUCGGAGCUUUCAAUUCGUCUGCCCAUGUUGGUUCCGAUUCCUCUAUACCUCGAGAUUUUGACCAUGACUUUGAUUCUCAGGCAUUCCACAACCCCCUUAUGCAACAAUCCAGUUUCCGACAUCCUGAAUUUGACCUCCAAUUAGUAACGAAGCAACGCAAUGCCAAAGCUUCUUGGCUAUCGCCCAGAUUCCAUGCGAGCAUGUCCUUGGACUUGAGGGAAAUGCCUCACAACAAGCAUCCAGGUUCACAAUGCAGCACCACAGCAGGAUUUACCAAGGUCCUGCAUGGUGCGGAGCCAGCCUCUAGUGAUCACAACAUGGAAAGUUUUGGUCGAUUGACAAUUGCAGCCAGCGAUGAGAGCAAGAACAUUAAGUCCCACGAAGCAAAUGCCCCAAGUGAGGGAGCCACUCCAUCUGUCUCGGGAAUGCAUGAAGGAAGUGGCAUCAUGCACAAUUUGGAGCCUAAACGAAAGAGGUCUAAAACCCAGAAACACGGAGAUGAAGUGGAGAGCCAACGGAUGACACACAUUGCUGUAGAAAGGAACCGCAGGAAGCAGAUGAACGAGCAUUUGACUGCUCUUCGUGCUCUCAUGCCAGGUUACUUCAUCCAGAAGGGCGAUCAAGCAUCCAUCAUUGGGGGAGCCAUUGAAUUCGUCAGGGAACUCGAGCACCUACUGCAUUGCCUUCAAGCACAAAAGCGACAGCGAGCGCAGAGCGACAUUUCAAACCUCGGGAACCCUUCGAUUUGUCCACCAGCAAUGCCAAGCCUUGAUCAACUUCAUCGGACACUGCCCCCUCUGUCAUUCAUCAAUUCCCAGGGAGUGUCCACAGACACCCACAGCAGCAGCAACACCACACGAAACUCACACAACUCGAGGUUCUACUCACCUCACCGGCUACCAGUGUCGCCAACCCUUCUUCCAGCACCCCCAUCAAGCCCCACACUGGACACGAAAUCAUGGGGGAGGCGAAGUCGGACCAGGCGAGCGUGAAUGUGAAGAUGGUGAGAAUCGACCAAGCCCUG